Molecule: messenger RNA, 345 nt
Organism: Ceraceosorus guamensis
Lineage: Eukaryota; Fungi; Basidiomycota; Exobasidiomycetes; Ceraceosorales; Ceraceosoraceae
Exons: 6
Coding region: 1-345 (114 amino acids)
Source: RefSeq, a predicted model, not a curated record
AUGUCAUUUGCCAAGGAUGAUCUCAGCGCGGUGCCCACGACCGGUCCCUUCAUUGUGGAAGUGACCAUCGUGGCUCGCAACGAAGACAGCGCCAAAGAGAUUGUUCGCUACAUUACCGAGAUCUCCAAGGUCGCCUUGUCCGACAAGGAACCCGGCACCACUACCUAUCGCCUUUCGCGCGGGGUGCACGAUUCAAAUUACCUCAACAUAUACGAAGCCUACACUGGGCUCGAAGCUUUCGAGGUUCAUCGCCAGAACCCGGUCCUCAAAGAGUUUCUAGCGGCAGUACCUGGUCUCGCCUCGGAAGUCUUCCCAAAGUUUUACCGCGACUUGUGGCCUCAGUAA